Messenger RNA from Fulvia fulva, 675 nucleotides. RefSeq lists its product as uncharacterized. Gene Ontology annotation, cellular component: cytoplasm; membrane. Lineage: Eukaryota; Fungi; Ascomycota; Dothideomycetes; Mycosphaerellales; Mycosphaerellaceae. Bases 1 to 675 code for a protein of 224 amino acids. The transcript is spliced from 3 exons. The record is from RefSeq and is a predicted model, not a curated record.
AUGGAUGCACCCAUCGUCAGAGCAACAGUGCAGGCUGCAGCCCUCAGCGGCUUCUCGAAUGUCCUCGCACAGCUGAUACGAUGCUGGAGGGAAGGUACCCCGUACACCCUGAACACCGUCGACGUCUUCCAAUUCGUGCUCUUCUCGAUUCUGGCAUGCCCACCGAACUUCAUCUGGCAAAGCUGGCUCGAAGCCAAGUACCCCGCCUACACCGUGACACUACCGCCUGUUGAGAGAGAAGCACUGGUCGAUCAGACAGUCAAGGGCCGUACCACCGAGGAGAAGAGAGGCGCUGGUGAUGCUGCAAUUGAUCACAACGAAUUGAAUACUGGUGCUAUGACCGAACAUGGAAAGCAAGCCAGUCAGAGCCAGGGCAGGAAGCUGAAUGUCAAGAAUACGGCUAUCAAGUUCACUCUCGAUCAGACGCUAGGUGCUGCGGCAAAUACUAUCCUCUUCAUCGCAGGUAUCGCCUUGAUCCGUGGCCAAUCGACAGCAUCGAUCCAACAGGAUCUCUCAGAGAAAUUUUGGACAAUGAUCUUUGCUGGUCAGCGAUUAUGGCCUGCGGUGUCCCUUGCAAACUUCACUUUGGUGCCUUUAGAGUAUCGCAUGUUGGUUGGAAACUGCGCUGGUCUGGGUUGGAACGUCUACCUGAGUCUGCAGGCGGGUUCCGGCUAG